GACCGAGAUCGAAAUUAGUGAAUCGAUUUUUGCUAUUUCGUGCUAAUUCGAAUAAAACGAAAUUCAAAUAUUUCCGAAAAAAAUUAGCGAAUUUGGACGAUCUAUUACGUAUGUACGAGUUAAUUUGGAUGCUCGAAUAGGUGGUUUGGUUGAUAGUAUUUCGAGUGGCUGCUUGGAGGAUGCUUAUUGUUCUUAUUUCCCGUUCUUGGCGAAUGUAAUAAUUUCGUGUGCCGUAUAUUAUAAGAUCACAAAGAUAAAAACGGUCUAGAUUGCGAAUUUUAUGUAUUUAUGACAAUUAAUAUAUAAACUGAUCAAGCUAUCACUUCCAUUCAUUUGUUUUAUUAGAGUGCGAUGAGCUUUUCGAAGCGGGUUUGUUGGAUCUUUUUCAAGUUCACAGUUCAGCUACAAAAGCAUGAAUUCCUCCACGCAGGACCUCGAAUCGAAAGUGGGCAGCAAUGGAACGCUUCCAGAUAUCCAGAAACCCAUAGUCUACCCGAUUAGAUGGUUCAUCCUGAUUCUGUUUGUGUUCUUCUCAGCCUCCAACUCCAUGCAGUGGAUCCAGUACGCCAUCAUCAGUCCUGUGAUUACGAGUUACUAUGGUGUAUCCAAUGACUGGGUCAAUUGGACGUCGUUGAUAUUCAUGGUGCUGUAUAUUCCGUUUAUCUUUCCUGGAAGCUACCUACUGGAAAAGUUGGGUAUGAGAUUGGCAAUCACGAUUGGCAUUUUCGGAACGUGUCUCGGAGCUUGGAUAAAGGUGGCCUCUGUGGACCCAAGCAGAUUCUACAUUGGCUUCAUUGGACAAUCUUCCGUAGCCUUAUCGCAAGUCUUUGUAUUGUCCGUACCUGCUCGUUUGGCCGCCAUAUGGUUUGGUCCUGACCAAGUUUCAUCCGCUUGCAGUAUUGGAGUUUUCGGAAACCAGAUUGGUAUUGCGGCUGGAUUCGUAAUACCGCCCAUGAUUGUCCAGGUUGGGCCAGUAGAGCAAGUGACCAGACAGCUAUAUAUUUUAUUUAUUGGUGUAGCCAUUCUGACUUCCAUCUUGUUAAUUCUUAUUUUAUGCUUUUUCAAGAGUGCUCCGCCUACACCACCAUCGUACGCCGCCCAACAGCAAGGCGAAGAAGAAGAAGUGGGAUUCAUUACCAGUCUGAAGAAUUUAUUCAAGAACCGCAGUUUUAUGUUCCUUCUGAUAGCCUACGGUAUCAACGUCGGAGUGUUCUACGCCAUUUCUACAUUGCUUAACGACAUCGUCACUAACUUUUACAAAGGAGCAGACAAAGAUGCCGGUCGUAUUGGUCUAGUCAUUACUGUUGCUGGCAUGGUCGGUUCAGUAUGCUGUGGAUAUGUUCUGGACAAAUUCCGUAAAUACAAGGAGACUACCAUUGUUGUUUAUGCGUUUUCGUUGCUUGGAAUGGUUGUUUUUACAUUUACCAUCGACCAGGGACUUUGGGUGGUGUAUUUGGUUGCUGGACUUCUUGGGUUCUUCAUGACAGGUCUUCUUCCAGUCGGAUUUGAACUGGGUUCUGAGUUGACCUACCCCGAACCAGAGGGCACCCAAGCCGGUUUGCUAAAUGCCGGUUCACAAGUCUUCGGCAUUGCGUUCACCAAUCUAUACUCGCCCUUAUUCCGCAACGCGUCACCCAUGUGGGCCAACAUCUCCAUGUGCGUGGCCUUGGCAGUGGGAUUGUUCAUGGUAUCCAGUGUUAGUUCGCAUCUCAAACGACAGGCGGCGCUGACAGCGAAAAAAUAAGUGACUACAUAGAAGUAAAAAAUAGGAAAAUAUUAGAGAAUGGUAAAGCAUAGAUCAGAGAGAUCUAAGAAAAGUCUUUAAAUUAUUUAUUUGUUGCAAUAUAAUUUAAAGACAUUAAAAUAAGAGCUAGGUCUGUAUUUAUCCAGUUUGUGGGUAUAGCUCCAAUUUAACUGCCUAUACAUCACACUAAGGUCGUUGUAUGAAGAAUUAUUUAAAUUACUUGGUGUAACAAGAUUUUAGUAUUUUAGGUUGUGUUUUGUCUUAAAAUUUAACUGAAGCCAUGACGUAAGCAUUUAUUGCUGUACAAUCAGGGCAAAAAUAUGAUGCGAUAUGAAGAAAGAUCUUCAAAAGAUCUUUGAAAUUUUUCAAAAACAAGGUUGUAUUCCGUUUCUAAUGGUUAUGGUUUUCUGUUUUGUUUCUAUGAGCCUGGUUUUUUUGGAAAAGCUCUUUUUUCUGAAUGAUAUCCAACUCAAUUAAUUGUCAUUCAAUAUCAUUUGUGUCACAGAAAAAAACUUGAGCUAUCUGAUGAGUUUAACAUAUUUUUGUUGAUAAAGUAUUUUGCAAUAUUAAACUAAAUUAAAAAUAGAUUAGAUUUUUAGACUGAAUUUAAAAAACAACAUUUGAAAUUUUGAUUAUUUUACCACACAUUUCAUAUUUAACCAAUACUUUUCAGGAACUCAUUCUUACCGUUGUUAACCAAACUGGCUAAAGUAAACGCCACGAAUGUUUGGGAGUGAUUCAUCGCUUGAUGAAGUUCGACACUCACGCUAUCGUAAAUUUUUACCGUAG
Molecule: messenger RNA, 2533 nt
Organism: Sitophilus oryzae (rice weevil)
Lineage: Eukaryota; Metazoa; Arthropoda; Insecta; Coleoptera; Curculionidae
Exons: 8
Coding region: 413-1744 (443 amino acids)
Biological process (GO): heme export; transmembrane transport
Cellular component (GO): membrane
Molecular function (GO): heme transmembrane transporter activity; heme binding
Source: RefSeq, a predicted model, not a curated record